This is a messenger RNA of Octodon degus (degu), 861 nucleotides long. It is a transcript of the gene Npc2, whose product is annotated as NPC intracellular cholesterol transporter 2. Lineage: Eukaryota; Metazoa; Chordata; Mammalia; Rodentia; Octodontidae. The transcript is spliced from 5 exons. The record is from RefSeq and is a predicted model, not a curated record. Gene Ontology annotation, molecular function: cholesterol binding. Gene Ontology annotation, biological process: intracellular cholesterol transport; cholesterol efflux. Bases 79 to 528 code for a protein of 149 amino acids.
CCGGGCCAGCCCCUACAACUUUAUCUUGUGACCGCGGCCGCCGCUUCUUUCCUGGAGCCGGGGUCCUCGCCGUGCGCCAUGGGUCUCCUGGCCGCCGCCCUCCUGCUCCUGGUGUGCGUCUCCGCCGGCCGGGCCGAGCGCGUGCAGUACAAGGACUGCGGAUCUCAGGUUGGAGUUAUAAAGGAGGUGAAUGUGAGCCCGUGUCCCACCCAACCGUGUGAACUGAACAAAGGACAGACCUACAGUGUCAAUGUGACCUUUACCAGCAAUACUCAGUCUACAAAUAGCACGGCUGUGGUGCAUGGCAUCGUGCUCUCCGUCGCCAUCCCCUUUCCCAUUCCCGAGCCCGACGGUUGUAAGAGUGGAAUCAGCUGUCCCAUCCAAAGAGACAAGACCUAUAGCUACCUGAAUAAGCUGCCCGUGAAGGGUGAAUACCCUGAUAUAAAACUGGUGGUGAAAUGGGCACUUCUGGAUGACAAAAGCCAAAAUCUCUUCUGCUGGGAAAUCCCAGUAGCGAUCAAAGGCUAGACGUUGUGAUGCCGCUAUGUCCACACGGGUCCCUCCGCUGUAAGUGCCUCACAGUGUAGUGCAUCCGGCUCUACACAGCAUCUUCAGCCCUGUGGCUUCAGCAGUAGUGACUUGCUCUCCGUGCACCCAGAGAUCCGCGGAGAGAGGUGGGACAGAGGAACUUCGCUCCGCUGGCUGGCUCUUCUGUGGCUGUCUCGUGUCUCUUGUUCUGUCUUUGCUAGUUUUCAUUAAAGACAAUGCUUGGUUAGCAGAAUUUGAUUUUUUUUAACAAUAUUAACUUGUAUCUUUUGCUGUAUCUGAAUCUUUAAAUAAAGAAAAAGCAAAGUUGUCUGC